ACUAAAAUGUACUCAUUCUAUCGAGCAUGGUUAUCACUAGGACCAUGCGGUGGUAUACCCUCUUUCCAUCCUUCAACAUUACCAUCGUCACCACUGAAUUUAUCAUCUACAGCGACAUCUCUGCCCGGUGUUCCCGAUGUAGUGUUACAAGUAGGACCGGGAUUAACACAAUUUUCAGCCCACAAAGCCGUUUUAGUGACGCACAGUGGAUUUUUCAAAGCGGCCAUAGCUAACCAACAAGGUUCUACUCCCAUUACAGUCCCGAAUAUAAACGUAGACGAAUUCUCUUCCCUAUUAACCUUCAUGUAUACCGGAUACCUGGAUCUCAAUAUAACAAACAUCUACAACAUUCUUCUAGCAACACACAUUCUUCAUAUGCCCAGAGCGUUAGAAAUAUGCAGAUCUUUUUUACUUCAAACGCAACCUCCGGAAAUAAGAACCAAUAUUAUCAAACCGAUACCGAGUAGAAAAACGGCAUUACCGACGCAAGAAAUCUACCCUCCUACAUACGGUUGUUUAAAGAAAUCAGAAGACACUCCUUUCAAGGCUGUCAAUUCUAAAGACCACAUAUCGAUUAUACAGCAAAGACCGUCGACUUCGAAAAAUGAAGAUACAGAAAUUAACGUGGUAGUCCAACAAACUGCCACUCAAAAGAAGCUACCUCUAGACAAACAAAAGCAAAAGAAACGACAAUCCAACUCUAACGAAAAAGUUAUUAUCGACAUCGCUUGCUGUGAUGGACCUGUAAAAUUCCACAGGGUAGUAAAUAAAAAUUACGGCCUCAUUCCGACCGUAGAAGUGUACCAAAGACAAGAAAUUAAUCAAAACGACGUACUGAAUAAAGUAAUGAACGAAAAUAUCAGAGAUAGAUUAGACGACGAAUCAGAAAAUCAAAGUAACGAAGUAUUCACUUGUAUCUAUUGUAAUCAUACUUUUAAAUCUCAAUAUUGCUACCAAAAGCACGCUAGAAGACAUUUGAAUCCGAUUAGUAUAGAACCGAAACAAACUCCGAAGGAGGUUAAGAGAGAAGUGAAAUUAUUGGACAUGAAUGUACAGUAUUAUCCUUGCAAAACGUGCGGAAGCAAAUUUCCGAGUUACUAUUUCGUUCACAAACACAGAAAAUUAUGCCACGCCGAAGAAAUGGCCGACAACGCCAAUAAAAAUAACGAAAUGGUACCCGAAAAUGUGGAAAACACCGACAGCAGUUGCAGUGCAAUCGACGUAGAAGCUGUCAACUCUGAUAAAUAA
Molecule: messenger RNA, 1248 nt
Organism: Psylliodes chrysocephalus
Lineage: Eukaryota; Metazoa; Arthropoda; Insecta; Coleoptera; Chrysomelidae
Source: the annotation of a GenBank genome assembly